This is a messenger RNA of Tripterygium wilfordii, 1217 nucleotides long. RefSeq lists its product as uncharacterized. The transcript has 13 exons. Lineage: Eukaryota; Viridiplantae; Streptophyta; Magnoliopsida; Celastrales; Celastraceae. The coding region runs from base 20 to 1006 and encodes 328 amino acids. The record is from RefSeq and is a predicted model, not a curated record.
ACGGCCCAAAAGGACGUAUAUGUAUAAAGUCGACAGUGGUGAAGCUGCGACCCCAUUCCACCCUCAAAUCUGUAGUCCCCGUUGGCAACCUACGAUCGACGCCAUGGCUAUGCAGACCGGAAUCGGAGUCUCUAAGAUCCUGAUCAUUGCCGGAGCAGGAUACACUGGUACGAUUCUUAUGAAGAACGGAAAACUCGCUGACUUGAUCGGAGAACUGCAGUCGCUGGUGAAGAGAAUGGAAAAAUCGGGAGAACAGUCUGAUGGAGAUGCUGAUUUCUCAGAUGCCCUUGCAGCUCAGGUGCGACGGCUGUCGAUGGAGGUUCGGCAACUAGCUUCAGGAGGACGACAAAUUAUGGUUCUGAAUGGAAAUUCAGUUCCAGGUAACAUGUCCUCUCUCAUAGUUCCAGCUGCUACUUUGGGAGCAUUGGGUUAUGGUUACAUGUGGUGGAAGGGUUUCUCAUUCUCAGACCUCAUGUACGUGACAAAGCGUAACAUGGCAACGGCGGUUACGAACUUGACAAAACAUCUGGAGUCUGUGACAGAGGCUCUUUCUGCAGCGAAGAAGCAUCUGACACAGCGAAUUGAGUCAUUGGAUUACAAAAUGGAACGUCAAAACCAAGUCUCAAAGGAAAUUCAAGCAAAUGUUUCACAAGCUUGUGAAGAUCUUGGUAAAAUUGAUGUUGACUUGUCAGAAUUACAGAAGAUGGUUUCUGGUCUAGACUUCAAGAUAGACUCACUUGAGUAUAAACAGGACAUUGCAAAUGCUGGUGUGUGGUACCUGUGCAAAUUUGUUGAAGGCAAAAAGGUGGACAUGCCUGAAUUUUUGCAGAAAGAUCAGCUUAAAAUUUCUGGCAAGAAUCGUCGCUUGCUUACAAAUUCAGAAUCCCCAAGUCUUAAGGGUCUCAAGGAUAUUGCAGAUGCUUUGUCUGAAACCAUCAGUGAUGGCAACAGUAAUUUGGAUGACCAGGCAAGAACAGUGAAGAGGACUACUUCAGCAAUAUGUUGAUUUGCAUUGUGUCCGUGAUGUUCGGCCACUUUUUUCCAGUGUUUUUUAUAGAAGAAAAAAAAGUAUGUAAAACAAUGCGAUUGGACAUUUGGCAUUAAAUCGAUUGAUGGUUAUAUAAAUUAUUGGUUUCUUCCUUUUGCUCAGUUCAGUCACCUCGUUGAAAUAUGUAUAGUCUUAAAUAUAAUUACCAGACCAUUUUUGGAACGAACCA